This is a messenger RNA of Rhagoletis zephyria (snowberry fruit fly), 654 nucleotides long. Lineage: Eukaryota; Metazoa; Arthropoda; Insecta; Diptera; Tephritidae. The record is from RefSeq and is a predicted model, not a curated record.
AUGGAUGACGCCCGGGCUGCGCUCUUCGCCGAUAUCAACCGCGGCACUGACAUCACCAAGGGCCUGCGCAAGGUGAACGCCGACCAGAUGACGCACAAGAAUGCGGCGCUGCGCACCUCAUCUACGGUUCCUGGUGGCAAUGCUCCGAGUAGUGGUGGUCCUGGCGGCAAGAGCCGAGGUCCGGAGAAAUUUGAACUGGACGGCAAGAAGUGGAUCAUCGAGAAUCUGAGCGGCCGGCGAGACCUGGAGAUUCCGCAGGCGGAGAUGGGCCAGACGGUGACCGUCUUCCGCUGUGACAACUGCGUCCUCAGCGUCAAGGGCAAAGUGCACUCCAUAAACGUCAUCGAGUGCAAAAAGUUUUCCCUCGUCUUUGAGGCAAUCAUGGGCACCGUCGAGUUCACUAGAUGUCAGAACAUCCAGGCUCAAGCGCUAUCAACGGUGCCGACAAUCUCCAUCGACGUGGUUGACGCCGUGGAGCUGUACUUGAGCCAGCAGGCGCUGGAGCAGGCGAGCAUCGUCAGCUCAAAGAGCUCCGCUGUCAACAUCUCCGUGCCCAAUGCCAAAGGAGAUUAUGUUGAGCACCCAAUACCGGAGCAGUUUCUGACCAAAUGGGACGGCAAAGGAUUCAAAACGGAGCCCAUUUCUAAAAGCUGA